AAAACAGUUUAAUUUUUAGGUUUGGAUGGGGUCGCCCCUACCAUCUAGUAGCUACCACCGAUCCCAGCCUGGUCUCAACUCCUAACCACAAACCACCACCAUAAAACUCAUUACUUAUAAAAGAUAUACGUAACUCUAUCGUAUUUGUCUCUAAAAAAACACAGAGCUGUGGUUGAGUAUGGCCGAAAAAAGCCCCAACAACAACACAGCCGGCAAGCCUAUUCGUUGUAGAGCGGCCAUUGCUAGAAUCCCUGGGGAGCCUCUAGUGAUAGAAGAAGUGCUUGUGGCUGCACCAAAACCUCGGGAAGUUCGGAUCAAGAUCAUAUGCACUUCUGUUUGUCCGGUGGAUGUUACCUUUUGGAGAUCUGAGCAUCCUCCGGCCAUUUUCCCUAGAAUACUCGGUCACGAAGCAGUGGGGGUUGUAGAGAGUGUUGGAGAAGGUGUACAUGAAGUUGUUGAAGGAGACACCGUGAUCCCAAUUUUUCUGCCCGAUUGCGGUGAAUGUACCGAUUGCUUGUCCGCAAAAAGCAACCUAUGUUCAAAACUGUCUUUCAGUAUUUCUCCAUGGAUUGGUAGAGAGGAGACAAGCAGGUUCACAGACAUCAAUGGAGAAACUUUAUAUCACUUCUUGUUUGUAUCAAGUUUCAGUGAAUACACGGUGGUUGACAUUGCUCAUGUUACUAAAAUUGAUCCCCAAACACCACCAGACAGAGCUUGUCUCUUUACUUGUGGAGUUGCAGCUGGGCUGGGUGCCGCGUUCAAAAGAGCAAACGUGGAAGCUGGAACAUCAGUUGCUAUAUUCGGUUUGGGAGCAAUUGGGCUAGCGGUUGCUGAGGGAGCAAGGCUAUGUGGAGCUAAAAAGAUCAUCGGUGUUGAUGUGAACCCGGACAAAUUUGAAAUAGGAAAGAAAUUUGGAGUCACUGAUUUCGUGAACUCGCGUAAUUGUGGUGACAAACCCGUGAGCGAGAUAAUAAUUGAGAUGACUGACGGGGGUGCGGACUAUUGCUUCGAAUGUGUAGGUUCGACAACAUUGGUGCAUGAAGCUUAUGCUUCUUGUAGAAAGGCAUGGGGGAAAACAGUUGUAAUGGGAGCUGAGCCUGGGGCAAUGUUGACCUUCAAAUCUUACGAGGUACUUGACAAAGGAAAGACCCUUAUGGGCGCCCUUUUUGGAGGUCUCAAGCCAAAAUCUGAUAUCCCAAUCCUUAUAAAACGCUACAUGAAUAAGGAACUACAACUAGAUGAAUUCGUGACACAUGAGGUCAACUUCAACGACAUCAACAAGGCUUUCGGUUUGCUUCUUGAAGGUAAGAGCUUACGAUGUGUGAUUUGGAUGAACAAGUGAUCGAAUAUCAUUACAACAAACUGAAGGUAAAAGCUUACGAUGUGUGAUUUGGAUGAACAAAUGAUCGAAUAUCAUUACAACAAAUUAUUGUUCUUUACUAGGAGUUGGUCAUUAUUUGCUUCAUUUGUUGUUUGAUAUGAUAAUUGUGUGUAGUUUCCCGUUUAAGCUUUCAAAUA
Messenger RNA from Helianthus annuus (common sunflower), 1518 nucleotides. Its product is annotated as alcohol dehydrogenase-like 7. Gene Ontology annotation, molecular function: S-(hydroxymethyl)glutathione dehydrogenase [NAD(P)+] activity; zinc ion binding. Lineage: Eukaryota; Viridiplantae; Streptophyta; Magnoliopsida; Asterales; Asteraceae. The transcript has 10 exons. Gene Ontology annotation, cellular component: cytosol. Gene Ontology annotation, biological process: formaldehyde catabolic process. The record is from RefSeq and is a predicted model, not a curated record. Bases 179 to 1342 code for a protein of 387 amino acids.